Molecule: messenger RNA, 591 nt
Organism: Daucus carota subsp. sativus
Lineage: Eukaryota; Viridiplantae; Streptophyta; Magnoliopsida; Apiales; Apiaceae
Exons: 3
Coding region: 186-428 (80 amino acids)
Biological process (GO): mitochondrial translation
Molecular function (GO): structural constituent of ribosome
Source: RefSeq, a predicted model, not a curated record
UCCCAAACGAUAAUUAAGCAUAGUGAUAAACUGAAAAAUAGCAAACAAGAAAAAGAAGUUAAAAUAGUUUUUAGGGCUUUACAGAUCUCUUCUCCGCCAAAAAGGCUCCUCUUCACUCUCCCCGGUCUUCUCUCUCUCUGGUGUCUUACUACAUUACCUGCGUUUGUAGUUUGUAGCAUUGAAGAAUGGGUCGCAAAGUUGGUGGAGUGUAUAUAAACCCAAAGAAGUUUGGCAGUCUUGCAAAACCUUGCAUGAAGGAAACUAUGGCAUUUCUUAAUUGCCUGGCACUUAACAAUGACGAAGCUGAAAAGUGUGCUCGACAAAAGGAUCUUUUGAUGGGCUGCGUGGAUGCUCAGGCUGGCAAAAAUAAAAAGCCAUUUGGCAGCAUCAAUUACCACCUUCAGAGGCUUAACAGGGGAAAAAAGUAGUGUAGCUUUCACAAGGGAAUAUGAUGGUACUCUGUAUCAUUCUUAAAUUUGAUUAGAUGUAAUCACAACAAAUUUUGUGAUAUCUGAGCUAAAGCUACUAUAUAUUGAGCGAAUCCUGAAUAAUGAUUGGCAAGCCCCCUUGAUAGAUCUCUCGUUUACUAGA